ACUGGAGAACGCUGCAAUAAAAACUCACACACUGUUGCUUCCCUGCCGUCAUUUACAACAACAGUGCUGACUUUGGAUCUUUAACAUUACACCAUGUGUAAAGGACUUGCAACGCUCCCUGCAACAUGCUUGAAAAGCGCCAAAGACAUCAAGCACAAAAUAAGCUUCUUACUGCAGAAGCCUGAACCCCAAACGGCAGAUCAGAAGCAGGUGAAAGAGAAGACUGCCGCCGCCGCAAAGAGGGUGCCUACUGCAGCUGAGGUGGAGAAAUGGAAGGAGUCUUUCUCCCACGUGAUGACCAGCGAAACGGGUCGUACCGUCUUCACCAGCUUCCUGAGGUCAGAGUUCAGCGAGGAGAACAUGGACUUCUGGGUCGCCUGUGAAGACUACAAAAAGACUGCACCUUCCAAGCUGGCGACCAGAGCCAAGCAGAUCUACCAGCAAUACGUUGAAGCAGAUGCUCCUAAUGAGGUCAACUUAGACGCAGCGACCAGAGAAGAAACGAGGCAGAACGUGACGAACGCCUGCCCUUCUUGUUUCACUGAAGCCCAGAAGAUGAUCUACACUUUGAUGGAGAAAGACUCCUAUCGGCGCUUCCUCAACUCCAAGCUGAUCCAGAAUCUGUGUCAGACACAGACCGCCGCUGCUGAGGAGCAGAAGGAGAAGAAAAACCGUGGUUGUGCUGAGAACAGGCAGGUGUUAACUGGUGGCGCCUAAACAGCAAUCCAACAGGGCAGACUAGAAGAAUGUGCCAAAGACUGACGAUGUACGAGAAGGUGGAUACUGCUAAAGAUCGGUUCGUUUCUGUGUCCAGUGUUUAUAGACAAAAAAAAAAGCAGUGGUUUGACUUAAAGGUUAAUGUGACACGUGCUCAAGACUUUAUUUCUUUUUUAAUAUUUUUACUUGUUAAUUCCUUGAAGUCUUUGGUAUUCCUUUAAGGUUUGAAGUGUCUGUUCUGUAUCCAGUUGUGCAUGUACCAGAGAAAGACUUCAAUAUUUCUACUUCUGCAUUCACCAUCAGCUGUCAGGUGCUUUUCCAUAUCACAAAGGUUGAUAGUGACUGAUUAAAUAUGAACACUGUAUUGCAACAUACAUGUAUACAGAGAAAGUUUACAUGUUUGCGUUAUGAAGCUCAGCUUUGGAUUUUGGUUUCACAGCAAAACAUGACCUGCUCUCCAAGUCGUGGUCAGGUUAUACUGCGACAGAAAACAAUCGACAGCUACCUCCAUCGAACAGACACACCUUCAGACAAUCCUGCUGCCAGUGGAGCGUGUUGUCAGUGGAGCAUGUGAAGGAUUUGUAUUAUUCUAGUCUUAACGAUGUAUUUAUUGUAAAUCUUUAAAGUAAUAUAUGACCCAGCUGAACUGUAACUGAUGAGAACACAGACAGCAAAAUCACUCAUUUAGUGAAAUUCAGUGAUAAGCCUUAUAAAAGUAAAGAUGGCUAUCAGUAUUAAAAACAUCAGUGAUUAAUAAGGAUGAUGAUCAUUACUCAACUGUAGGUGAGGGCAUGUUUUUUAUGUCCUGGGACUAUACUAAUGGAGUUGGCUGUCAACAGACCUUAGUUCAUGCCAGAAUGGUUAUUUUGCAUCAUAUUGACUUGAGCACAUACAGUGUAAUCUGAUUCACCCACUAGCUUUACAUUUGCUACAAGUUCUACUUGACUCACUUUCACACAACAGAUGGAUAAAAUUGAUGUCUAUGUUCUCAUGGCAGCCAGUAAGCAACCGCUACUGUAUCUCAAAGCUGAACCAUAGUAACAGCUGGCCGUGCAGGAUAAACAAGAUCUCUGCACCGUGCAAAUGUUCACUUUGUCUAGUACCAGUUGGAAUUUCACGCAUGUUUUAAUAUUGCAGUGUUGAUUGUCUGUUGCAUGUCAUAUAGUCACCAAACAGGAGGAGAGACGCUCAAAUCGUGACUCAGUUGAGUGAUUUCAGAGUUCUCCUGUAAGUCAAACUGUUCUGCGCAGAUGUUUAUUACUGCUGUUUGUGCAGGGGACUCAACAGUGUGUUCACUUUUAUUGAAUGUGUUUUUGUGGCCUUGCAUACUAAAACGUUCUACCAACAUGAAUACUGUGAUGGAUAGAAAACUAGAUGUCAUUGUCCUAUUUAUGUCAUGUCUAUGACUAAUCACUAAUAAAUGAA
Chelmon rostratus (copperband butterflyfish) is the source of this 2142-nucleotide messenger RNA. It is a transcript of the gene rgs4, whose product is annotated as regulator of G protein signaling 4. The record is from RefSeq and is a predicted model, not a curated record. The coding region runs from base 94 to 717 and encodes 207 amino acids. NCBI's taxonomy places the organism in Eukaryota, Metazoa, Chordata, Actinopteri, Chaetodontiformes, Chaetodontidae. The transcript has 5 exons.